GUAAGGGCAGGUAGAUGGCCUGGCACUUGGGAGAUGGGGGAUGGAGGUAUGCUCUUGGGAGCAGGCCUUCAGCUGAACCUCUCCCAUGGGGUUGGGAGGAUCACCAAGUGAUUAUUCAUUAACAGUUGCAGACCCAAGCCUCCAGGCUUUGGAGUGAGGGUGGGGAUGGCGGCGGGAGCCAAGGGCUGGCAUGAACAUUCGUGCUGACCAAGAUGGUUGACCACAGACUUUGCAAGCCCUGAAUCCAAUUAAGUUGCAAACAUGCUUUUCCUCAGUCUUCCCAACUGGUUGGAAAACUCGUGGGACAGGAAUCGGGUCCUGCCGUGCUUCGCUAGCCCAGAGGCGACACUCAGUGCCUGUGUUGCCUCUCAGAAUCCUCGUAGUUUCUAACACAAGGGUGCAUGAAGUUGCAUAACUUCUAAAAUGCUCCUGGUACGAAGACUCUAUGAAACAAGAAGAAACAUCCAAGUGCUCGCAGCCAGACUAGUACAUAAGAAGAGGCUCCACAGUUAGACCCUGGAGGCAGCUCAGAAGAGGACGAGCAGAGAGUCCGCAAUGAUCCCCUAAAGACCAGUGUUUUCCGGAUACCCGAGGAAGGGUAAACAUCUUUCUUUACCUCCCCUCUUGGGAACAAUGGGCUUCCUACAAGGUCCCAUUAGUGAUGUUUUCUCAUGCUUCUGUGGACUCAUGGAUGCUCCCAGGCUGACUGAUUUGGAGUCCUUCACAGGGUAAUUCUCAUGUAUGUAAAGCCCAGUGUAAUGAGGCAAUGAAUUCCACAAAUCUCAGGCCUUGGGAGCAGAUGAAACCAUGACAAGGAUGUCAGCGUGGAAGCAGCAAUGCUGUGGAUCAGCACCUUGAAGCCAGGAUUUUAAAGACCGGGCCACUAGAAUUGCAGUCUGAAACCUGAAGUCCCAUCGCACACUCAGCACCUUUCCUGGUCCUGGGCUCAGGCCUUUGUAACAUGCUUAUACGUGUGUCUUUCUUGCUGAAUUAUACAUGUAAUCUGGGCUGGAGCUGUUUUAUUUACCUUUAUAUUGCCCCCAACAUUUGUCAUAGUGCUUUUCUGACAGUAUUUAACAACUUUAAAAAAAUAAAUUAAAAAAAAAUUUUUUAAGGUAAUCGACACAAGGCAUGGCUAAUAAUAGAAAGCUUCAUGAAGAUGAAUUUUAAGUCAGGUGUCAGAGGGGCCUCCACGUUGGCACAGCGGGGAUGGGGGAGGUCACAUGGAUCAUCUGGGGAAUAAAAGAGGCUUUGCUGAUGUUGAGUUGGGGAAAAAAGGGAGUUAGUGUAGAACCCAGGAGAUCAAAUCUAGUUACACGUUGUUUAUACACCGUGGGAUGGUUGAAAUUCACGUUCAUGCUGACCAUCUCACUUUCUUCUUGCAGCCUCAUGAGGUGAGGAAGGUAUUCAUCCCAUUUUAUAGACGAGCAAGCAGAAAUUCAGUAGGUUAUCUGAAAUCAAGUCCUGAACUCUUUCCUCUGUGAAGCGCUGUUUCAUUUUUGUAAUUGUCUGUGCAGAGUAGAGGGGUGGUAGGUGGGCAUCGAAUGAAGGAAGAGGAAGACCAGGAGCCUUUCGUGAAAAGCCCCUACCUCUUCUCAGGGAAGCUGCAGCCUUGAGCAAAUAGGGAAGAGGCAUGCUUUGAGGUGGGGACAACAGCAGACUUCCUCAAAACCAACACUUGAGUCAGCCAGGCUUAGGCACCACCCUGCAAGUCUCCCACUCAGUGUUGGCCUACAGACCCAGCCUGAAGGAUACAGAUGAGCCACUGGCCUGUGUGGGCUUCACCUUCACUUGCUUGGCUGUGCACACUUCCCUGGGGGUGGUCUUCCAAGCAGAGCCUUCUUAAACAGGAUUUUCGGGUUGAGACUUCACAUGCGCUAGCUCAGUGGAGGUGAUGGGGGUAAGAGUGGAAGGAGGUGAGGAACAACAUCCUGGGUAAAGGAGGUGGCAAGAGCCAGGAUGAAGAGGUGGAGGGUCGCACAAAGGGGGAAACAGGGAUGGAUGGAGAUGCAGUUGGAGACAUGGCGGGGGUCAGGUCAUGGAAAGGCUACACCUACGAGGUGUAGAGCCUUACUGGAGUUGGAGAGCAUGUGGUGUCCCAGAGAGGGGAGAGCCUGAGCAGGGGAAGAGACAGGGAUGGAAGGGACAGUUUCAGGAACAGUCUUAGGUGUCAGGGCUGUGUGACUAAUGGACUCAUGCUCAUAUUAAGUACUCACCAGGUGCCAGGCACUGGGCUAAAAGCUCUUGAUAUACAUCGUAAUGAAUUCUAAUAGUGCCAUGAGGUAUAAAAGAUUACCCCCAUUACUAGAUGAAGAAAUCGCAACUUAGGGUGUUUUUAGCAAACUUAGAUUGGUGAUACACAGCCUGUAAACAGCAGGGCCAGGAUUCAGCCAGGAUUUCUGGUCUAUUUGACUCAAAAGCCUUGCUCUUAACCACCUUGCAGCCACUGCCUCCCCAUGGUGGGGUUAGGGAGCGGGGAGGGCCUAGGAUCACAGAUUUCUUGCAUAGGUAACUGAGGAAACGGGAGACAGACAACAUGGGAGGAGAAGCAAGUUGUGGGGAGGAUGGGUUCAGUGUUGGACUCCAGUUCAUACCGGCAGGAAGAGCCACGCCAGUACCCCCAAUGCCUCCAGUACUCUGCACCACCCCCAGACUACACAUUGGCCUUAGAACACUUGGGGCUCUGUGUUCUGACUCCUGGCUCCCAUUCUCCAGGACAUGGAUGGAGUAGGCUGUCCUAUGAGGAAGCCCACCACCCGGACAACACCCUGCAGGGAGGCCAGGCCGUGAGGCCUGUGGAGGUCAAGGGCUGCGGCUGGCAGGCUGUCUAGUUCUCAUGAAGCGGCAGGUGUUGACGAAGAGAGUUAGGAGUCCGGCCCUUUCCCCACAUGGCAAACUACAGAGCACGGCCUACGGGCCAGAGAAAACAUCAAAGAAAACCUAAGAACUUCGAGCCUUCUGGCAAGGAGCUGGAACUAAGUGUUCUGAUGACAGCAGAAAGGAGGAGACCAGACAGCAACGUCUCUCUCCUCCCACCCAUCCAACCCCCUCAGCACAGCAGCUCCUCAAACUCAGGGGACGCUCCCUCCUCCCAGACUGGUCUUUGUCCAGAGAGCUCUCUAGCCUCUUCUCACCUUUGGGCCGUCUUUGGCCUUGGCGGGAAGAAUUCCUGCCCCUGCUCCUGCCCCGCUCGUCUUCCAGCCCCCCUCCUUUCUCCAGAGCAGUCAGUCAGUCGUAGUUCAGCCCGUUCCUUCUGUCCCCUUUGCAUUUUUUACCAGAAAGGUUGACCAGAGCUGGGGAUAAUCGGGAAGAGUCGCUCACCCAAGAACCAGUUGGACCUCUUAUUCUCAGGAAGAAUGGCACCAGCUGUGGCCCGGCUCCUGUUUCUCCAGCUUGUUAUAGGGCCAACUUUGGUUGUGGACAUCAAGGUGCAGAUUGCCAUCAAGAACUUCCGCCUAUUACACAUCGACUAUCCCCGGGUUAGCUACCCAAAGGGUUUCCAGGGCUAUUGUAAUGGUCUCAUGGCCUAUGUGCGGGGCAGAAAACAGAGCUGGUAUUGCCCCCAAAUCCAUUAUAUGGUGCAUGCCCCCUGGAGAGAGAUCAAGAAGUUCUGCAAGUACAGCGAUAGCUUCUGUGAGAAUUACAAUGAAUACUGUACACUCACAGAGGACUCCUUCCCUGUCACGAUCUGCUCUCUGGCCUCUAGACAGCCGCCCACGAGCUGCCACUACAAUGACACCCUAACCAACCAAAGGCUCUACCUGCUCUGCUCUGGAAAGCAUGAUGCUGAACCGAUAGGUAUCAUCGGCCUCUACUAGGAAAGGCAGGCUUUCAUUCUGAACUGCCCCCUACUGCCACCACACACCAGCCUGUCCCUACUCCCAAACCUCUGAUCCCUGGUAUAAGGCUUCCUCCCUGACUUCAAAGGCAGGCAGGAUCCCCUCCCAAGAGACCAGAGAGGUAGGACAAAUGUCUCGAGCUUCAGUCACCAUGCAAAGUCAUACUGCCUUGUAGCCUCUUUCCAACUUGUUUACCUCCUUUCUUCCCCUACCAUCCUCCCUCUCCCACAGACAGUCUUACCCACCCAAGAAGCUGACUGUGUCCAGUUGGCAGUGACUGUCCAUCCACUGGGCCAGAUCCUGAUUCCUGGAUGGAGGCCCAGAGCCUCAGCUCACACCAUGGCAACCGGCACCCAGUUCCACGUCUCAACUCCCCAUCCCCACCACGCUUCUCUUCUCAGCCUUCCCCAUCUCCCUUAGGACUCUCCACUCACUCGCCUACACAGAAGGUAACUUUAGCUACAGGGACCUCCCUGGGACCCUUAGACUCAUUCUAGCCUCACUUCUCCAGAAACCCCCUCAGGUCCCAAUCUGCUCCUCUCUAUGAAAUCACUGACCUUCUCUCCACAUCACCUGUUCUUUCCUUUCUUCUCUACCACAGAGCCCAGGGUAGUCGCUCCCUGACAUUCCCAACCUCCUGUAGUCACCCUGUCUUCCUUUCUCUGACCCUUUUUUCUUCCAUCCUCCUCAUUGUGGCUCACUGGAGUUUCAAGUUACCUUCUCUGACCUGUUCCCUCCAAGAUUACUGCAUCCUUUUCCUUCCCAAAGCUCCUCCUGACACCCCCCAAACUCCAAGAUCUCCUGCUGACAGGACAGGGAUGAGGUGAGCCUGGCUGUAGUCAUGGAAGGUUUUAAAACCACAUCUGAGUGAUGUAAGAUAUAACCACUGGGUGAAACUGGGGUGAAGGGUAUGUGGGACCUCUCUGUACUAUUUUUGCAUCUU
This is a messenger RNA of Callorhinus ursinus (northern fur seal), 4782 nucleotides long. Lineage: Eukaryota; Metazoa; Chordata; Mammalia; Carnivora; Otariidae. The record is from RefSeq and is a predicted model, not a curated record.